AUGGUCGGCGAGACGUGGUCGCAGAUCGUGGCCCAAGGUCCGGCCUUCUCCGACGAGAGUAAGCCUACCCCAAUGCUUCGCGUGGGUCGCCCUGGCCAGGUCGGCAACGUCGAGAUGCAGGACCUUAUUUUUACUACAAAGGGCCCGACAGCUGGCGCCGUGCUCAUUGAGUGGAAUAUGGCUGCUGAUGCAAAGGGAUCAGCGGCCCUUUGGGACUGCCACGUCCGGAUCGGCGGUGCGACGGGCACCGAUCUGACGCCUACGGAGUGCCCAGCUCUGGCUUCUGGCAUCGCCCCGGGCUGCAAUGCUGCUAGUCUGAUGAUGCACAUUAAGCCAGGCGCAUCGGGAUACUUCGAGAACAUGUGGCUGUGGGUGGCUGACCAUCUAAUUGAUGACCCAGACCUGGAAGACGCCAACAACACCAUGGUACAGAACUCGAUAUACGUUGCUCGCGGCCUGCUUAUCGAGAGCACCGAGCCCACAUGGCUCUACGGCACGGCAUCGGAGCACGCGAUCAUGUACCAAUACAACUUCCACAAUGCCGCGAGUGUCUUCGCCGCCAUGAUCCAAACAGAGUCACCGUACUACCAGCCAACCCCAAACCCGCCUGCCCCUUUCACUAGCUCCGUCGGCCUCUUCCCUGGUGACCCGGACUACUCCUGCGCCGUUGGCGACGAGUUCAGUGGUUGCGAUGAAUCGUGGGCCGUUGUGAUGCGCGGCUGCGAGGAUAUCGUCAUUGCUGGCGCUGGCCUGUAUUCGUGGUUCUCGGCCUACGCCCAAGAUUGUAUUGGCGGACAGCUGUGCCAGAAGGCACUGGUUCUUCUUAAGGGAAACCAUGCUAGCGUGCGAUGGGAGCAUCUCGUUACGAUAGGCGCCAAGUAUAUGGUCAUUAUGGACGGCAAGGGCAUUGCGGCCAAGGACAACCUCAACAUCGAUGCGCACCCCUUCUGGUCGCAGAUAUCGCUGCUCGACGUCACUAGCGACGGAGAGCAGUAUAACGACAUCCUCUGGCUUGACCCGUCUAUUUGGGAUAUGGAACAACCUGAAUUCUCUUGCGAGCCACCCUGUCGUGUCAAGAUUCCGCCAUAUACAGGGGCGACUACUACCGUCAAUUACCCACUCAUGACCGUCAGCCAGGACGCGUGGACGAGUACAAUUACGGUGCGGCCCAUGACGCUAUCCAAGUUGGGCUUCGAGGUAAUGACCAUCGGGGGUUCCAACGUGAAGAGGGACAGUGGCAGCCUGAACCGCCGAGCCUUUGAGGACUUCUGGCCCGUUCCCGCUACGACUGCCGCUUGGCCCGUCGUUAUUUACAACGGCCCGAAUGGUAAAGAGUCAACGGCGAGCCCUAAAGCGCCUUAUCCGACGCAGCCUCCGUCCAUCGAGCCUGGCUCGCCACCGCCGCAAAACGGCGCCUGGCCAGCAAAAGCCCUCCGGCCGCGCAUGGCCGCCGCUGUAGACCCCAACAAAGAGCUGGACGAUCGUCUCAAGGACUGGAUGUGCCGGCAGGCUGCCGAGUCGCCCAGUUACUACGACAUGGACAUGUUAGACUGCCCGGGAAGGGGUGGAAACAACAACGACUCGGGACAGAUGCCGAUGGGUGACGGCACUGGAUGGAACGUCCCCAAGAUUUCAAACAACGGCACCAUGAGCCUGCCUGGGUUUUUCCCCUGGGGCUCAAUGUUGAGUGAGCUUGGGCGCAUGUGCGAACAGCCGCUUGAAUCGAAGACCACCACCACCAGGGCGCAGACGACUCAGCCUUCCCAGCCCACAGCAAAGCCGCUCAAGCAGGCCGACGCCAAGCACAACAAUGUGAAAUGCUACGGCGAGGGGCGCAAGAUGAGCAACAUCCGGCUGCAGAACGGCAUCAACUCCUUCUGCAAGAACAUUGGCUCCGACGUUGGCGUCCAGGCCCGCGACCUAGAUGGCAGGGCCGCCGCCGGGCAGCAGCAGCUCAUGGGCAGAUACAAGAAGGAGUCCAUCAAGCCCUUUUCUGGACAGGAGGAGAUUAGCUUCAGCUUCGAGGUGCUCGACGGCUGCUCGUGGACGUUCAGCAUGGACGAGUGUACGCGCUACUUCAAGACGCCCGUCGAUAGCUGUAAUUGCGGCGGGGAGAAUGGUAAGCAGGGCGGUUAUGGGAGUAACAACUGCCUUAGGUGGAAGACUGAUCCGAAUCGCUCGGCGUACUAG
Colletotrichum lupini is the source of this 2190-nucleotide messenger RNA. RefSeq names its product LysM domain-containing protein. The record is from RefSeq and is a predicted model, not a curated record. The transcript has a single exon. Gene Ontology annotation, molecular function: polygalacturonase activity. NCBI's taxonomy places the organism in Eukaryota, Fungi, Ascomycota, Sordariomycetes, Glomerellales, Glomerellaceae. Bases 1 to 2190 code for a protein of 729 amino acids.